This is a messenger RNA of Brienomyrus brachyistius, 3574 nucleotides long. RefSeq names its product poly(rC) binding protein 4 (gene pcbp4). Gene Ontology annotation, molecular function: mRNA binding. The transcript has 14 exons. Gene Ontology annotation, cellular component: cytoplasm; nucleus. The record is from RefSeq and is a predicted model, not a curated record. Lineage: Eukaryota; Metazoa; Chordata; Actinopteri; Osteoglossiformes; Mormyridae. Gene Ontology annotation, biological process: negative regulation of mRNA splicing, via spliceosome. The coding region runs from base 492 to 1859 and encodes 455 amino acids.
UGACCUAGUUCGGGCCGCAUACACAUACAGAGUGAGCGAAAACAAGCUGUCACUUCAGCUACUUAAAGUUCCAUUACAAGCGCUGUCACUUUUUGAAAUGAUACUUGCCUUCCAGUCGACGUCUUGGCUUCUUAUACCAGAGCGAUACGCUGUGUUUGGUUUUAACCAGAACAAACAGCCUUGUGUUCUGCAGACACCAGGAAAUCUCAGCUUCGACUUGGAAGAUUCUAAGAGCUUGGCUGAACAUCAGAACGCAUUUGAACAUUAGCGUUUGUUUCUAGUAUAAUGUGUGCAUUUUUGGGUAGGCCUGUAUUAAUAUUAGUAAACAUCAUAUAUAAGUGAGUGAAAAGAACAAAGCGCAAGCCGACCACUCUUUCCGUUUGGUCAGGCUGAGCUACACCACGACCCAGAGGAUCCAAAGUAAGCCGUGAAGGGGACAGGAUAAGACCCACUUUGCCCUGAGUGCACACCGACGUCAACGAGCCUCUUUCAUGCGUCUCCCCGCGUCGGACGCCCACGCCAGAAUGAACUGUGAGCAGGACUUUGGGGAGGGGGGCAUGAAUGUGACGCUCACCCUGAGGCUUCUCAUGCACGGCAAGGAGGUGGGAAGCAUCAUAGGCAAGAAAGGAGAAACUGUGAAAAGAAUACGAGAGGAGAGCAGCGCACGGAUAAACAUCUCUGAAGGCUCCUGUCCCGAGCGCAUCAUCACCAUAACGGGCCCGACGGAGUGCGUCUUCAGAGCCUUCACCUUGAUCACAUUAAAACUGGAGGAGGACCUCACAGCUCUGGUCGCCAAUGGCACCGUCACGAGCAAACCGCCCGUCACCCUCCGUCUCGUCAUUCCGGCCAGCCAGUGCGGCUCCCUGAUUGGCAAAGGUGGCUCCAAAAUCAAGGAGAUCAGAGAGAGCACAGGGGCACAAGUACAAGUAGCAGGAGAUUUAUUACCCAACUCUACCGAGCGAGGGGUGACGAUAUCUGGGACCCAGGAAGCCAUCAUUCAAUGCAUCAAGCUCAUAUGCACCGUCAUCCUUGAGUCUCCCCCGAAAGGUGCCACUAUUCCAUACCGACCCAGUCCCACCCCAGGAGCCAUUCUGCUGUCUGGAAAUCAGGUUUUCGAAGCCUCUGAGUUUGGGUCACACCCUCUUUUCUCAGUGGCUCAGGGAGGCUUGGAUCUGCAACAAGCCUAUGCUCUACAAAACCAAUACGGCAUUCCACAUUCAGAGCUGGUCAAGCUUCACCAGUUGUCGGUGCAGCAAGGUUUGGCUCCCAUGGCCCAGCCAGCUACCCCUGUCCUUCCUGGAAUAGAGUCCAAUUCCCAGACCACGUCCCAGGAACUCCUCAUUCCGAACGAUCUCAUCGGUUCAAUCAUCGGCCGACAGGGCACCAAGAUCAACGAAAUCCGGCAGGUGUCAGGCGCUCAGAUCAAGAUCGGCAGCCAGCUGGACAGCACUAGUGACCGGCACGUCACCAUCACCGGUACCCCGAUCAGCAUCAACCUCGCCCAGUACCUCAUCACCUCCUGUUUAGAGACCGCCAAAUCCACCGCCCAGUCCUCUUCCAUGUCGACCCCUGUUGACCUCAACAUGAGCUUCACCCAGCCCACCUCCCCUGCCUCAUCCUCAGCCGCAGCCUUGGCAGCGAUGGGGGGCCUGCCCCAUGCUCCUGUGCUGGGUGCUCCCUAUGCCCUCCCCCUCUCCAGCCUCCUGGGAAUGAAAUCCGUCCCCUUCCUAGCACUCUCCGCCCCCGCCACCACGGCCGCGGCGGCCCCAGCCCACGGGACCCUGGCCUCCUACACCGCAAAAAUCUCCUCCGCCAACGGGAUCAAGAAACCUGAGAGGCAAAAGUUUGCACCCUACUGAUGUUCCCAUCUUUUCCCCAAAUUCCCAACAUCUGUCCUAAGACAAAUAUGGGAUGGGCCCCUAUGUUCUUCUCCUCCCCCACCUGAUGUAGCUAUAUAGUAAGACUGUAUUCCUUUUUCCUUUUUGUUUUGUAGCUUUUUUCAUUAACCACAUAAAAAUGAGAGGGCAUUGGCCAAUAUAGAUCAUGUAAUUCGCCAAGCCUCUUAAGCCAUAGGCUGUCUCUCUUGUCUGUUCUCUACUUUUAUUUAUUAACAGUUAUUCCCUGAGAGUUUAUAAAUUAAACACUGGUUACUGAUGCUAGACCCUAAACGUAUCAGCUUUUAUACAAUGUUGUCUGUGUAUGCUCCUCUAUACAGUUUCCUGAAGGUUUUUUUUUUAAUAUAUAAAUGAUGUAUAAAAAAAAGCAAGUUUUUAAAAAAAGACAACCGAAACCUCUCUUUGUGGUAUGUUUUUACGUAGUUUUGUCACAUUUAUUUGAAAACUGUAAUUUAUUAUAUUUAUUGUGAUUAUUUCUUUUAUUAAUACUAUUUUUUUUUUAUUGACACCAGGUAAAAUACACAUAAUAUUACCUUGUCCUUCCCGCCCUGGAUUAUGAUGAAAGAACUAAAGAUUUUCUUUGCCUCUAAUUACAGAUUCAGUGCUUCCUAACAGUACAUUUUAUUAUUAUUUUUUUUAAUAGAAAAAGUGUGUGACCACCUCUGCAAUGUAAUUAGAAUUAAAAGCCCUGAAAAAGAAAUUAAAGUCAGGUUCUUCUUUCAUUUCUAAUGUAAGUAGCUAGGAAAUAGCAGAAGCUGAAUAAUCUGUGUGGCGUCUGAGGGAAACCGCUAGACGUACGAUAAAGGCGAUGCAUGGUUACUGGCCCUACACCCUGAAAAUAACGCUGCAUGUUGACUUGUUGCACCCACCCACACACCCGCACACACGCAGUGGGGUCACAUAAGUGGGAGAUUUUAAUGACAAGCUAUGCGAACGACAGGAUAAUGAAUUUCGGGGGUGCUGGCUCUCGUGAUGUAGAAAGAGAAACUGGUAAUGCAAGCAAAACCACAGGUACAACCCUUCAGUAAUGCACACCAUGCAUUAUGAUCUGCUGGGAGAUGUUGUUUCCUACGAUCGGACCCUCUUCUGUCUAACCUCACAGAUUUUCGUUUCGAGCUGGUGAGCGUCUGCAGCGUUACGGAACUGUAAAUUUGUCCCUGAGCACUGACUCACUGACUUUUCCCUGCUGAGCUCGCCCUGCCGUUUCACAAGAUGCCUCCUCUUUUUAACUCGAGCGAAUUUUGCAUGCGUACAACUUCAUUUAACGUCUAUGCAAACCACGCGCCCCUGCGGUUCCACGGUAAUUCUGCCUUAUGCAACAUCGGUAGCUAAAGGGGGCUACCCGAUAAGGGCUGUUCAGACAAGUACGAAAAGGUGAGUCGCAGGUGUGAUUCAAAACCUUCUGCUCUGUGAACCAAAAGAUCAACAGCUAGUCAUGUGCUUCAUGUACCCUUCACAUACGCCAUUGUUAUAUGUAAUGACAGAUAUGCUUGUCUCUCAAUAUCUGCAUUUGACUUUUAUGCUCUUUUGUUGCAGCGAACGGCCAAAAGAAUUCAUUUCUCUAAAAUAAGUUUUUAUACGAAAAAAUGCCAUUUUGUGUCCACGUGACUUUUGUCGUGUCUAUCUUCUUGUUUCCCGUUCUCCAUUUUGCCAUAAAUAAAAAAUAAAUAUUAUGCAGA